Tachyglossus aculeatus (Australian echidna) is the source of this 2112-nucleotide messenger RNA. It is a transcript of the gene MPHOSPH10, whose product is annotated as M-phase phosphoprotein 10. Gene Ontology annotation, cellular component: Mpp10 complex; sno(s)RNA-containing ribonucleoprotein complex; small-subunit processome. Lineage: Eukaryota; Metazoa; Chordata; Mammalia; Monotremata; Tachyglossidae. Gene Ontology annotation, biological process: rRNA processing. The record is from RefSeq and is a predicted model, not a curated record.
AUGGCGAGAAGACGGCGAGGCCCGUCGUCCCGCCUCAGGCUGUUGGAGCGAUGUCUGAGGGACCUCGACGGGGCCACGGCCAGGCCCGAGCUGUUUCUCAGUGUGCAAGAUGGACUGGCUUCAAAUUUCACUUCUUUAACUAAAACCCUCUACGAUUUACACAAAACGAUCUUUUCGCGCCUCGGGAGCCCUUUGAAAACCCUCACAGUUAAAAACUUUGACGAUGAGCAAAUCUGGCAACAGCUAGAGCUGCAGAACGAUGCCAUUUUACAGCACUUUAAGAGCGCUGUCAACAGAAGCCUCACGGAUGAAAAGCUUUGCCUCCUCCCGGCAACUAAAAAUGAUGUUGUCUCAAAAAUGGAGGCUGGCCGCAAAGAAGACACAGGGCAGAAGAAAGAGUCCCACCUGAAACCUGGUAGUUUGGGGGAAAAAAAAGGAGGCGAUAAAAAAAAAAAUGAAAGGGAAGCCAAUUUGGCAGAAAACUCAACAUCCGAUGAAGAGGCUGCCGAUCUUGACUUCGAUAUUGACAAGCUACAAAGUCAAAUCAAGAAAACCAAGGUGUUUGUCAAGCGGAGAGAGAAAUCCAUAGUGGAUGAUAAAUUUUUCAAGCUGUCUGAGAUGGAUGCUUAUUUAGAACAUGUGGAGAAAGACGAAGAGAAAGGGGAUGGUGAGAGGGAUAUUGAAGAUGAAAUCGAUUAUUUUGAAGAUAUUCAUUCCGAUGACGAGGGGCUAUUUGAAGACAAAAAUAGAAAGUCAGCUGAAAGUGCUAGAAAUCUGACCUAUAAGGAUUUCUUUGACCCAGUUGAAAGUGAUGAAGAUGUAGCUAGCGAUCCUCAAAUGAGUGAAGAUUUUGGAGAGGAAGAUGGUUCUGUGGAAGGAAUGUCUGAAGAGGAUGAAGAGGAAAUCAAAGAAAACAAAGACAAAAAACAACAGAGAGAAGCUUUGAAAAGAGUUAGCUUCGCUUUGCCUGAGGAGGACGGUGAUGAUGAUAUCAGUGACGAAGAUGAUGAUGAAGAUGAGGAAGAUGAAGAAAUCAAAGAAGAUACAGAUAGGCUUGGAAAGGAAAAACACUCUGUAGUAAAAUCUUCCUUUGAAAAACGAGAGGAAAAGAUGACAGAGAGAAUUAAAUCGUUGGAGAAAGAAUUGUUGGAACCAAAGCCUUGGCAGCUACAAGGAGAAGUGACUGGACAAAAGAGACCAGAAAACAGCCUUCUAGAAGAAACCUUACAUUUCGACCACGCAGUCAGGAUGGCUCCUGUGAUCACGGAGGAAACUACUUUCCAACUUGAAGAUAUGAUCAAGCAAAGGAUAAGAGAUCAGGCAUGGGACGAUGUAGUUCGUAAAGAAAAACCCAAAGAGGAGGCAUUUGAAUACAAGAAGCGUUUAACUUUGGAUCAUGAAAAGAGUAAACUGAGCCUUGCGGAAAUUUACGAGCAAGAGUAUCUGAAACUUCACCAGGAAAAGACAGAAGAAGAGGAGGAAAACCCUGAACACGUAGAAAUUCAGAAGAUGAUGGAUUCACUCUUCCUAAAAUUGGAUGCUCUUUCUAACUUCCACUUCACGCCUAAACCACCCGUUCCGGAGAUUAAAGUUGUCUCCAACCUUCCUGCCAUAAGUAUGGAGGAAGUAGCACCGGUCAGCGUAAGUGACGCGGCACUCCUGGCUCCAGAAGAAGUGAAGGAAAAGAACAAAGCCGGAGAUAUAAAAACAAGUGCCGAAAUGACCGCCACGGACAAGAAACGAGAGAGAAGAAAGAAGAAACUACGUAAGCGUAUGAAAUUAAAAGAGAAGGAACGGAGGCAGAAACUACUGGCACAGACAAAACCAGAGUUGGCCAAGAAAUUCAACAAAAAUGUUGCUUCGGCACAACUGAAGAAGCUAACCAAAGCCGGCAAAGCAUCUCUGCUUAAGGAUGAAGGAAAAGAUAAGGCAUUGAAGUCAUCUCAAGCGUUCUUUUCUCAACUACAAGAUCAAGUGAAAAUGCAAAUCAGAGAAGGAAAGAAAGUACCAAAGAAACGGAAGCAACAAGAAAUGUCCGUUCGAAAGCUGAAACUUUAAUACGUUUUGAUGGCAUAAUGUAAAUAUUAAAGGAAGCCUAUGUUUCUUAAAGCA